AGCGGCUCAAUCGGAGUUAAUUCUCUGCUACACUGAUGACUCUCAUUUCCUUUCGGGGCUGUGUGUUUGUGUCGGAGAGGGGAGUGUGUGUGAAUGGCAUAGGGACAGGGGCUGGGGGAGAUCUCACAGGAGGGAGGCAGCUGGUUUACACCUUGCAGCCUUUUGCUGAUUCAGUCCUGCCCCCUUUGCUUCUUCCUUUAGGCAAGUUUUGAGCCGACUGGGAGGAAAAUGGUUCGCAUUCUGGCCAAUGGAGACAUUGUACAAGAUGAUGACCCUCGCGUUCGGAAGCAGCCUGAGCGGAGAGAGAAUCUGAACAGACCCCGGCAGGGUUUCAUCCAUAACUCCGAGAAUACAAACCAUCUUUAUCAGGGACAAGCCAAUCAGGGCCACUCACUGUUUACGGAUAUGAAUCAACGCUUGAUUAACAUGGGAUUUCCACGAUGGAAUCUGGGAAAUCAAGUUAUUGAGCCAAUAAUGUCCGUCUUUCUGAUCCUGUUGCUGAUGAUGUUUGGAAUGCGUGGCCUUCUCCUGAUUGGUGGCCUGUACCUCUUUUCACGAUUUACUCAGUGAUAACCCCACUUGUUGCUGAGUUUUCUAUCGAACCCUGUACAAGUCUUCAUGAUUUUUUUCUUUUUCCACCUGCUCGAAAAGCUGGUGAACAAAAAAUAUUUACGGUUGCGAACCUAAGAAGGGAAAGUGAUUGUCGACUGCUCCGUUGCCUGGAACAUUUGCACCUUUUUCCCGUUGGAUCAUCAUCAAACGGUGUUUCGUAAAAGUGGACUUUGGGACAAAAAAAAAUCAUUCCUCUCGUUGAUUGCUUUACGAGCAACUUUACUUUUGAACUUUUGAGUGCUGAUUAGCCGGGUUUGUUCAAGUUAGUCAGUCAGGAAAUUAUAAGCUGGGACCACAGUGGUCAUGGUGUUAUCAUGAUGUGAAAGCCCACCUGGUUCGCUAAUAUUCUUUAGGGAAGGAAAUUUGCUUUCCUUACCUGGCCUGGCAUACAGGUCAUUCUCGUCCCACCUGACUGUGUUGGCAUUUGACUAUUGUGUUGAAUUAUCCCAUAUUUUGACAGACUCGCAAAGAAGCUCUUAGAUUCUGUAUCUAAUUACAGAAUUCGAAUUUUGUAAAAGUCCCCUGUUCCCACCUGAGCUCCUGAAACAAGCUUGAAUUUUGAGCUUUGUUUUGCAUGUUUCCAGCUUUGUGGAUUCAGCUGAGUGUUGUACAAACCGAGCGUGUGAUGCAGAAACUCAGCAAUGUCCUCUGGAGGCCGCCUCUGUGUGGUUGGAUUGGAAAUGUUGGUUUCACACCCGAUGCAGCGUAUCCAUCUCCUCAUCGUUCCCAACAUCCAGCGUUCGUGGCAAGUUUCAUAACAGAAUAUUCAAAAUCUAGCUGAGGAAAAUCUCCAAUAAAAUUCAUUGAAAUGGUUCAGGGAAAUGGGUGGCACACUGUUAGUAUGGUUCAGGGAAAUGGGUGGCACACUGUUAGUAUGGUUCAGGGUAAUGGGUGGUACAGUGUUAGUAUGGUUCAGGGUAAUGGGUGGUACUGUGUUAGUAUGUUUCAGGGUAAUGGGUGGUACAGUGUUAGUAUGGUUCAGGGUAAUGGGUGGUACUGUGUUAGUAUGGUUCUGGGUACUGGGUGGUACUGUGUUAGUAUGGUUCAGGGUAGUGGGUUGUACACUUAUUAUGGUUCUGGGUAAUGGGUGGUACUGUGUUAGUAUGGUUCAGGGUAGUGGGUAGUACACUUAUUAUGGUUCUGGGUAAUGGGUGGUACUGUGUUAGUGUGGUUCUGGGUAGUGGAUGGUACUGUGUUAGUAUGGUUCAGGGUAGUGGGUGGUACUGUGUUAGUAUGGUUCUGGGUAGUGGGUGGUACUGUGUUAGUAUGGUUCUGGGUAGUGGGUGGUACACUGUUAGUAUGGUUCUGGGUAGUGGGUGGUACUGUGUUAGUAUGGUUCUGGGUAGUGGGUGGUACUGUGUUAGUAUGGUUCUGGGUAAUGGGUGGUACUGUGUUAGUAUGGUUCUGGGUAAUGGGUGGUACUGUGUUAGUAUGGUUCAGGGUAGUGGGUUGUACACUUAUUAUGUUUCUGGGUAAUGGGUGGUGCUGUGUUAGUAUGGUUCAGGGUAGUGGGUGGUACACUUAUUAUGGUUCUGGGUAAUGGGUGGUACUGUGUUAGUGUGGUUCUGGGUAGUGGGUGGUACUGUGUUAGUAUGGUUCAGGGUAGUGGGUGGUACACUGUUAGUAUGGUUCUGGGUAGUGGGUGGUACUGUGUUAGUAUGGUUCUGGGUAGUGGGUGAUACUGUGUUAGUAUGGUUCUGGGUAAUGGGUGAUACUGUGUUAGUAUGGUUCUGGGUAGUGGGUGGUACUGUGUUAGUAUGGUUCUGGGUAAUGGGUGGUACUGUGUUAGUAUGGUUCUGGGUAAUGGGUGGUACUGUGUUAGUAUGGUUCUGGGUAGUGGGUGGUACUGUGUUAGUAUGGUUCUGGGUGGUGGGUGGUACUGUGUUAGAGCGUCAUUCCUUUAUAUCUCAUCCUUAAGCUUGCAUCAAACUCAGACUCUGAUGGAACAAAGUUCACUUUUCUCUCAGUGAAAGGAUGAUUAGUUCCAAGGAAUUAACCACAUAAAAAGUCACCCAUUGCACCUGCGGUCAAGUUCAAUUGAAACUACCUCUAAUCUCAUCCCCCUGCCCUUUCUCCAUAUACCUCCCUUUAAUUUUCUUGGUAACUUUCGAGGUAUAAUUUCCCUACACCCUCCAUCCCCCUAUCCAUGCCUUUGUUGAUAUCCCAGUCCUAUUCCGAAUAUAGACCUUGAUGAUUGAUCCCAAAAGUCCCCAGAAUCCUGCUGUCUUCAGUGAGAUCACCAUCUUCCCAGUUUCUGGAGCUGCAGAGAAUCACACCUGAUACCUCCAGCUCAGUCCCGGCUGUGAGCUGACACUUUGAUCACGUUGUAAGUGAAGUGAUGGACCCGGCACAGAGUGUCGGAACGCUGCCCAGCAAUUGCUGAACAUUUUUUGGGAGGUCCCAAUGACUGAAUGGCUGAGGGUAGAAUGUGGACUGUUCCUUGUUCCCCAAUAUCAUGACAGAGCAAGUUCAAAACUCAGCUACCCAGCCUCAUCGACCAAAGUGCAAAAGCUGGUGCAGCAUCAUUGUGACACUGCAUUGUCAUGACACUGUGCAUCGUUGCGACACUGUGCAUCGUUGCGACACUGUUCAUCGUUGCGACACUGUGCAUCGUCGUGACACUGUGCAUCAUCAAGACACUGUGCAUCGUCACGACACUGUGCAUCGUAGUGACACUGCAUUGUCGUGACACUGCAUUGUCGUGACAUUGCAUCGUCAUGACACUGUGCAUCGUAGUGACACUGCAUUUUCGUGACAUUGCAUCGUCAUGACACUGUGCAUCGUAGUGACACUGCAUUUUCGUGACAUUGCAUCGUCAUGACACUGUGCAUCGUAGUGACACUGCAUCGUCACGACACUGCGCAUCGUAGUGACACUGCAUCGUCAUGACACUGUGCAUCGUCACGACACUGUGCAUCGUCACGACACUGUGCAUCGUCACGACACUGUGCAUCGUAGUGACACUGUGCAUCGUAGUGACACCAUCAUCACGACACUGUGCAUCGUAGUGACACUGUGCAUCGUCACGACACUGUGUAUCGUAGUGACACUGCAUCGUCGUGACAAUGCAUCGUUGCGACACUGUGCAUCGUUGUGAUACUGUGCAUCGUAGUGACACUGCAUCGUCGCGACACUGUGCAUCGUAGUGACACUGCAUCGUCACGACACUGUGCAUUGUAGUGAUACUGCAUCGUCGCGACACUGCAUCGUCACGACACUGCAUCAUUGCGACACUGUGCAUCGUAGCGACACUGCAUCGUCAUGACACUGUGCAUCGUAGUAAUACUGCAUCGUCGCGACACUGCAUCGUCACGACACUGUGCAUCGUAGCGACACUGUGCAUCGUCACAACACUGUGCAUCGUCGCGACACUGUGCAUCGUCACGACACUGUGCAUCGUAGUGACACUGUGCAUCGUAGUGACACCAUCAUCACGACACUGUGCAUCGUAGUGACACUGUGCAUCGUAGUGACACUGCAUCGUCGUGACAAUGCAUCGUUGCGACACUGUGCAUCGUUGUGAUACUGUGCAUCGUAGUGACACUGCAUCGUCGCGACACUGUGCAUCGUAGUGACACUGCAUCGUCACGACACUGUGCAUUGUAGUGAUACUGCAUCGUCGCGACACUGCAUCGUCACGACACUGCAUCAUUGCGACACUGUGCAUCGUAGCGACACUGCAUCGUCAUGACACUGUGCAUCGUAGUAAUACUGCAUCGUCGCGACACUGCAUCGUCGUGACACUGUGCAUCGCCGUGACACUGUGCAUCAUCGUGACACUGCAUCAUCGUGACACUGUGCAUCGUCAUGACACUGCAUCGUCAUGACACUGUGCAUCGCCGUGACACUGCAUCGUCAUGACACUGUGCCUUGUCGUGACACUGUGCAUCGUCAUGUCGCUGUGCCUUGUCAUGACACUGUGCCUUGUCGUGACACUGUGCCUUGUCGUGACGCUGUGCCUUGUCGUGACGCUGUGCCUUGUCGUGACGCUGUACAUCAUCAUGACACUGUGCCUUGUCGUGACACUGUGCAUCAUCAUGACACUGUGCAUCGUCAUGACACUGUGCCUUGUCGUGACACUGUGCAUCGUCGUGAGACUGUGCCUUGUUGUGACACUUGGCAUCGUCAUGACACUGUGCAUCGAUGUGACACUACAUUGUCACGACGCUGUGCAUCGAUGUGACACUGCAUCAUCGCGGCACUGUGUAUCAUCAUGUGCCUUUGGGUAUCAGCAGGCUGUACAGUUUCUGAAUGGUGGCAGGUUAUCAGUCUGCCUUCUUCCUGCAGUGUGAAGGUCCCAGAGGCUUUCCUUCAUGACCAUUGCCAUCUGUGCUCUUGGCCAUAUGGCGCCAGUGAGAGUGGACCCAGUCGAGGGCCUGAAUGAGGAUUGUGUAAUCCUCACAUAGUUCAUUAGUACAUUCGUCAAAUUGGACCUUGCUUCAAUGGUGAUGGUGUUUAUUUGUUUCAUGAAACAUCUACCCCUUUCAGUCACCUCUGAAAUAACAGAUGCCCUAGAAUGUUAUGAGGAUAUUGUUGUGAAUCUACUGCCCCAUAUUGAUGGAGUGAUCCUGAGACUUAACAUGAGCUGGAAAUCUUUACAAACAACUGUUUCCAAAUAAUAGAAGACAAUGGAAAAAUCUUUUUCCUCUCAGCAAUUUAUAGAUUAUAAACAAUGGAUGGUGUGUAUCUAAUUUUAAAAGUUAUUUUCCAGAAGAUGUGACAUCCGAUAUCUCGACUGUUUCUUCUCAAUGAGUACAGUGUGUUUUAGGUUUUGCUUUUUGAAAAACUUCACAGGAGCUCUUGAAAAAUAGACCUUUUGUUAAAAAUGGGUAGAAGUUGGAGAAAGAAUUAAUAAUUGAAUAAAAGUCUGUACAGGU
Messenger RNA from Carcharodon carcharias (great white shark), 5489 nucleotides. Its product is annotated as protein FAM241B-like. Bases 229 to 570 code for a protein of 113 amino acids. Gene Ontology annotation, cellular component: intracellular membrane-bounded organelle. The transcript has 2 exons. NCBI's taxonomy places the organism in Eukaryota, Metazoa, Chordata, Chondrichthyes, Lamniformes, Lamnidae. The record is from RefSeq and is a predicted model, not a curated record.